UAACACCGGUUGUAGGUUUAAAUAUCAGAAGUCGACCAUCGGAUAUUAAAAGACACAACCAAUUAUCUAAAGAAGGCUAGUGCAGUUUGAGUGACUGAAUCCAGAAGUAAGAAGAUAGGAAUUGAGGAAAUUCUGAGACCGAGGUUUCAGCACAGGUCUGAACAGGAAAGGUGUGAGAUGCAUGUGACGGUGCGUGAGGUCUGUAUCUCCUCGGAGUCAGAGACUUCCUACUUCCUGCGAGUGGAGUGGAGGGGGCGGGACUUAGGCUCUGGCUUCCUGUUACUGCUCUCUGAUGGACAGAAUGCAUGGAGAGGAGAGGUAUCAGAGGAUGCAGUGCGGGAGGAGGCAGAGGAGUUGGAGAUGCAGACAGAUCGUUACAUCCAGGACCUCCAGCAGGCCCUGACUGGGACUGGACCCUCUACUGACUACAGCUUCACCUUGACCCAUAACCACGGCCCAAUGGCCAACAUGACCCUGUCCUACGAGAAGGUGCAGAGGGACAUCUCGUUCUGCCUGGGUUCUGUGUUGCUGGGUAAGAUUCCAGAGCCAGUGGAGGAGGUUAGAGCGUUACUGACUCACGGUCUAGAACGUGGAACCGCACUGCAGAACCACAACCACUUACUAAAGGAGGAGAACCACAGACUCAAACAGGAGCUACAACACAUCAAUGCAGAGUUGCAGCGGUUUGUCAGUGGGAAGGAGACACUCGAGUCAGAGCUGUACUCUCGCUUCACACUGGUGCUGAAUGAGAAGAAGGCCAAGAUACGCAGUCUGCAGAAGAACCUCACACACCUGCAGGAGACCAGGGAAGAGGGAGAGAGCAGCAGUCCAGGGAAGGGAACGAAAAAGACGACAGGACAGACCAGAGAGGAGGAUGAAUAUGAAGCAAGCACUGAUGAUGAGCAGUUACAGCCUGCCUCUAUAGAACCCACCCAGGGGACUUCGCGUAGCCGCAGCCCAUUGGACGACAGUCUGAAUGACAUCCCAGACGUGGCACCCUCCCGUAAACGCCGCUUCCGCCACCUGCAACCUCCUGACACCGUUGCUAAGAGACCGACCUCGGAGCCAGCACAGAAACCGAGGAGGGACCCCCUGCCAUCAUCCAGAGCAGCAGCCAAUAAGGACCAGGCUCCCCAGCAUUCCAGUGAUGUCAUUCCUGAUGCUGAAGACCUGUUUGAGGACAUCUGAGUUCUAACCACUCACUCCUCAAUCAAAUUCUUUCCCUCCCUCACUCCUUUCAUCUCUCUCUCCCUCCAUCACUUUCGUCUGUCACUCUAUCAGCCAGUCCCAACUCUCUUAGAACCCCUUCCCCUAAUUAACCCCUUCGAUGUUUGGAAAUCUGAAAGAUCUGGAUAGGUGUAAACAGUGCGGUGAUGGAGCUUCCAUCCCAUUCCUUCCACCUUACAGAUCCAAAUGUAAAAGUGUAUUAUUAAUAUCAUGAAUUAGGCAUCCUAUUUAUGGUGAUGAUGGUAACUAAUAUUAAAAUGACAAAGAUCCAAUCAACUAUGGAUAGUAUACCUAGUUUCACUCUGCAUACAUAAAUCUAACGUGAGUCGCAAUGUACUUUCACAUACACUGUAAAAUAAAUAAAUAAAUAUAUAUAUAUAUUCAGCAUCAAUUGUAAGGUAACCAUCCAGGCCCGGCUCGAGGAGGACAUGACAGAGGGAACAUUUUAAAUUCAUGGAGGGAGGGGGCUCUUUGACCCUCCGAACAAGAUACCUUAGUCUGAAGCUAUUGAUGUGCACACCGGUGUCAAACUUGUCCACAGUAUGUAUAGGUGCCGUUGAUAAACCGCAAUGUGUCACUGAAUUGGAAAAGCUUUGCCAGGAGGGCACCGAGCACGCCAGCUCCAAGGAAACGAUGGAGACAACUCUGCGAGAGUAUGUCGUUGAAAGCACAAAGCAUUUUUUAAAUAUUUUUUUGCAAACAGACAGAAAAUGUGUUUUGAAAAAUGUUUUGGCAAGCUCACAAUCCUAUUGCAGCUGGUUGCCUUACAAUUGUACAAUUUAAUCAACAUAUAUUUUUUUAAUUAUUUGUUUUAGUGUACAGCUAUUGUCAGAGGAGUUACUUUCAACGAUUCAAUGGUAGUCUACGCAGAUGAGUAUGAAAGUUGAUCGAUGUCUAACUGUGUUGACAUGAUGGCUCAGCAUAUACACGCUUGUUUCCAAAGCUAAGUAGGAUACAUGGAGGUAGGCAACUAGAUAGACUCGUUCUCACUGAAGUGCAUUACCCCUCAUAUACCCGUAGGAGUCGCUGUUCAGGCAGGAAUUGUUGGAGUGGCUUCACAUUUUAUUUCAAUAUACACUACAUAUACAAAAGGAUGUGGACACCCCUUCAAAUUCGUGAAUUUGGCUAUUUCAGCUGACUGGUUUAUAAAAUGAGCACACAGCCAUGUAAUCUCCAUAGACAAACAUUGUCAGUAGAAUUGCCUUACUGAAGAGCUCAAUCAUUGGGUGCCACCUUUCCAACGAGCCAGUUCAUCAAGUUUUGGCCCUGCUAGAGCUGCCCCGGUCCACUGUAGGUGCUGUUAUUGUGAAGUGGAAACAUCUAGGAGCAACAUCGGCUCAGCUGAGAAGUGGUAGGCCACACAAGCUCGCAGAACAGGACUGGCCAGUGCUGAACCAUAUUUAGCAGCAAAGGGGGGACCGACUCCAUAUUAAUGCUCAUGAUUUUGGAAUGAGAUGUUCGACGAGCAGGUGUCCACAUACAUUUGGUAAUGUAGUAUACCUCUUUAUUUAGGUUGAUGGCAUGAUGUUGAAACGUUGACUUUGAUUCAAACAUACCAUUUUACUCUUAACAUUGAAACAACAAAUAUAGGAUGAAAAAGAUUUUUACCGUUUCUAUGUGGAGUUUUCAACACAAUUUCAACAUUUACAAAGUUCUGAUGAUUAUGUUGAAAUUAGAUUGUUAGUCAGGUUAGUAUUUAAGUUGAAUCUUUAUCCUAAUUUCAAUGUUUGCAAUGCUUGUUGAAAUGCGAUGAAAACCGCAUUAGUUUACUUUUUGAAAAUCCAAAUGUGCUUUCCACGUGGAUUCCACGUCCGCAAUAGGUUGACAAAUGACGUUGAAACAUUGGUUCAACCACUGUGUUCCCAGUGGGUUGCUUCAGUCUCUCUAUCCCUCUACACAAGGGUGGCCAACACCUGGUUCUACUAAUCAGCCUUGCUAGAACCUGACUGAGCAUGUCAAGGUCCUGGCUCGUGUCCUACCACUUCCUCUACCUAACCUAAGGACCACCAGGACCAUGACAUGUCGCAUCAGGUUCUAGCAAGGCUGGAACAAAAGCCUGAAUACCUAGCGCAGACACCUCUGCACAGCCACCCUUCCUCUACCAGUAUUACUUCCCGCUCUUCUCGAGCCUCCAUCUUGCUGUUAAUCCUCCACCACUCCCUCCCAUGUCCUUCUCAAGGAGACCGUUAUAUAUAGAGAAGGGAAUUAGACAUAUAUAUAUUUUUUGUAGUGCACCAUUUAUAAUAAUUUAUAAUGCUGUAACAAAGGGUAUAUUUUGUACUCGAUAUGGACACAACAUUAACUGUGUAAAGCUCAGUCUUAUUUUUAGUAUGAUGAAGAGAAGUGUUGGUUCUUUAUGUGUGUGAAACACGAGAAAAGUGUAAUAAAAACGUGGGUUAACAACA
This is a messenger RNA of Oncorhynchus masou masou (cherry salmon), 3632 nucleotides long. RefSeq names its product X-ray repair complementing defective repair in Chinese hamster cells 4 (gene xrcc4). Gene Ontology annotation, cellular component: DNA ligase IV complex; DNA-dependent protein kinase-DNA ligase 4 complex; nucleus. Gene Ontology annotation, biological process: response to X-ray; double-strand break repair via nonhomologous end joining; immunoglobulin V(D)J recombination. Gene Ontology annotation, molecular function: DNA binding. Lineage: Eukaryota; Metazoa; Chordata; Actinopteri; Salmoniformes; Salmonidae. The record is from RefSeq and is a predicted model, not a curated record. The transcript is spliced from 9 exons. The coding region runs from base 178 to 1188 and encodes 336 amino acids.